Molecule: messenger RNA, 2479 nt
Organism: Hemibagrus wyckioides
Lineage: Eukaryota; Metazoa; Chordata; Actinopteri; Siluriformes; Bagridae
Product: neutral cholesterol ester hydrolase 1
Exons: 5
Coding region: 64-1302 (412 amino acids)
Cellular component (GO): membrane
Molecular function (GO): carboxylic ester hydrolase activity
Source: RefSeq, a predicted model, not a curated record
UGUGUGUGUGUGUGUGUGUGUGUGUGUGUGUGUGUGUGUGAGAGAGAGAGAGAGAGCGGUGUGAUGAUCAGGAUGCGUGUGCUGAUUGUCUCCUCAGUGUUGUUAGCAUUAGCGCUAACUUAUUACAGAGUUCCAGCUCUUCCCGGAACCGUAGCUGAACCCUACAAGCUCCUGCUGCUGGACGCUGUGUUCGGGACCAUGAUGUGGACGGCGAACGUGGUUCAGGAUCUUGGCCUGAGUAAUCAGAUGAGUGUCCUGAACUACAUGGCGUUGUUUGCUGAGUUGCGAGCUCCAUGCUCCAGCGAGUCUGUUCGAGUCACAGACAUGUCCUUCUCAGGAGUUCAGGCUCGUGUUUUCGAGUCCACGGCUCCAGGACCACGGCGUCUCAAACGAGGAGUCGUCUAUUUCCACGGAGGAGGCUGGGCGCUCGGCAGUGCUCGAAUGCGAUCGUAUGACCUCCUGUGCAGAAUGAUGGCCGAGGAGCUGGAUGCCGUCGUCAUAUCUGUGGAUUACAGACUCGCCCCCGAGGUUUAUUUUCCAGCUCAGUAUGAGGACGCGAUUCAGGCCUGCAGGAACAUCCUGACAGAUGAGGUUCUGGUGAGGUUGUCUGUGGAUCCCGACAGAGUGGCCGUGUCAGGGGACAGUGCAGGAGGAAACCUCGCUGCUGCCGUGGCUCAGGAGUUGGCGUCUGACAGCAGCGUCUCCAUCCAGUUUAAGGUCCAGGCCCUGAUCUAUCCCGUGCUCCAGGCACUGGACUUCAACACUCCGUCAUACCAGCAGAACGGUGAUGUCCCCAUCCUGUACCGGUCACUCAUGGUCCGCUUCUGGCUCGAGUACCUGAACGGGGACCACAGACUCAUCCCUUCCCUGCUAUUGAACAACCACACAGCACCGGACCUGAACCAGGACAUGGCUUUAGCCAGAGAGAAGCUCAACUGGACCCGAUUAUUAUCUCCUAAAUUUACCAAGCACUACAAACCUGUGGUUCCUCAACACGGUUCUCCACAGGUCCUGCGGCUGCUCCCGGGCCUCCUGGACUCCAGAGCCGCUCCAUUACUGGCUGAGCCCGAAGUGCUGAAGCUGGUUCCACCCGCCUACAUCAUGACCUGCGAACACGAUGUACUGCGAGACGAUGGGCUGAUGUACGCGCGCCGCCUGGAGGAGGUCGGAGUGCCCGUAACCAGUGACCAUUACGAACAGGGAUUCCACGGAAUCAUGAUGUUUGGAUUUUUUCCCGCCUGUUUCUCCGUGGGAUUGCAGAGUCAGAGGAAUUACAUCCGCUGGCUACAGCACAACCUCUAAGGAUUAUUUGAGUUCUGUUAGUCAGGGUGAAGGUCCAGUGGUCCAGAUUUUUAUAUACUUCAUGUGAAGUUGUUGUGUAAAGCAGCACGUAAAUUAUUUUUUUAAUCUCAGUGUAAAGUGAUAAAGUGUGCACUGGCAGGACUGGUGUUCCCGAGAGCAUUUCUAUUACUCAUUAUUCUUUACAUAAACCACAUUAUAUUAUAUUAUAGCUUUUAAAUAAAUACUUCACCUCUAAUAACAGAAACACAAAACAAUUCCCCAAAAUACAAGAACUAAACUUCAAUCAUUUUUUUUAUUGAACUAACAUCACUCAAGUAACAGUACCAUAAGAACGACAUGGUACCAAAUUCAAACAGUAAGAAACAAACACAGGAAGUGAUGUCACUGGUGCGUCAGCUGGUGUUUAAAGAUAAUUAAAUCAUGAGUCCUGUUUUAACUAAUGUUUAUUCCAUCAGGACAAAAAACAAGUUGGAAUUAAUUCAGUUUGAUCAGAAAUGAAGAACUGGACUGACGUGACUUUGGCACUUUCAGGUACACUGAUGUGUUUGACAUAAAAACCACAAAUAGUCAUUAAUGGUUCAUGUUGUUCAAUACAGACUUAUUUUUACUAAUGAAUGAUAUAUUUAAUUAACACAGGUGUUCAGUUUCCUUUAGCACCAUGAAAUGUAAAAAAAAUAUUAUACCACACAGUGUAAGUUAAUAACCAGUUGCCCACAUGACAGACGUGUAGCAUUAAAAUAAUCCAAAUAAUAAAAAGUACCUAUAUCUACAAAAUAAACUACUUUAAACUGAAAAGGUAAGAAAAACACUGCAAAAAUAUAUUCUAAAAACGUUAAUGCAUAUUAAUAAUAAAUAAAAAUAGAUUUUUAAGACUUGGAAAGCUUCAGUAUAAAAUUUUAAUUUCAUCUGAUCAUCUGAUUUUGAAGUUCACUGUGAUGAAACUGAUCAUGAGAUGAUUAAACUGUCAGACCCGUGAUGUGUCAUGACCCGUGAUCACGAUUACUUAAUAAUAAUAAUGAUGAUGAUGAUGUUAGUUAGAGGAUGUUCAUGUGAGGUGAAUACAGUGAUAACUGACACAGUUAUGGUAGAGAUAGUUAUGGUGUUAAGAAUUGUGUUUGUUUUUAUUUUUAAUCAAAUUCAUUUUGUUCUUAAAGAUAAAUCAUUGUUAUUUAAAUGA